Molecule: messenger RNA, 816 nt
Organism: Eriocheir sinensis (Chinese mitten crab)
Lineage: Eukaryota; Metazoa; Arthropoda; Malacostraca; Decapoda; Varunidae
Exons: 5
Coding region: 158-778 (206 amino acids)
Source: RefSeq, a predicted model, not a curated record
GUGGCGCGUGCCCUGUCGUAAGUGUAACCAUUACGUACCCUUUGAGGCUCCUAAAUACUCUUCCGAACGCAUGUGACCAGUUGUUGUGUCGCGUGUAACCUAGAUUGACGCAGCGACGGAGGGGCAGCCUGAGGGACCGAACACCGAUUCCUGGAUAAUGUCUGAGGGCGGCAGUCGAGGCGACGUGGCAAUGAGAGUGAUCGCGAAAGUACACAGGCCGGGGGUCACGCCGGAGGAGAUGGUGGUCGGCUACAACGAGUGGUCCGAGAACUACGAGGAGAUGAUGAUCUGGAAAGGCGGGUACCGUGGCCCCGCCAUCACGCUGGAAGAGGCGCUGCGUUGGGUACCCCCGGAGCGGCGAGCUAAGGCCAGGGUGCUGGACGUGGCCGCUGGGACGGGCUGCGUGGGCCGCGAACUCCACCGGGAAGGCUUCAGGCACAUAGACGCUGUGGACCCGUCGGAGGGCAUGAUGAAGCAGCGGGAGACUGGCAUCUAUACCAACGACUUCCUGGAGUUUAUCGGCAGCGGACACUCCACCGUGCCCAAAGGAGGCUUCGUGAUCAUCGUGAUGCGCCAUGAGUUCCUACAGACCGUGCCUUCAUACAAGGACAAGCUGGAGCCUUACAUGGACCAGCUGGAGGCGGACGGGAAGUGGAAGAAGGUAGGGAGCACCGUUGCCAGAUUAUCGUACUCAGAGCAUCGUAUUUACCGUUUUUUGACACCUAACUAUUGCCAAGAAACAUCGGGAAUUAACUAUUUUAACGAUAGAUAUAAAUGAAUCUAGUUAUUGAGCCCCAGGAGACAUAUUUGAAGUCG